AUGUCGGUCUCAUCGCUCGCUUCCCUCCUGAAGCAGACGCACAUCGCCGAUGAUGCAGAAUAUCUCAAAGCCGCCGAUGCAGCGCUCAAGCAGUCCAAGACCGACCUCGAAGCACAGCACGUUAAGGUUGUUGCCCUCCUGAAACUUGAUCGGUUUGAAGAUGCAUUGCGAGCCUUCGAGGCAGGUGGAGACAAGCUGAAGGCAAGAGCUGAUCUGGAAUACUGCUAUGCACUGUACAAGUCUGGCAGGCAGGCCGAAGCAGCAGAAUUAGCACAACAGAACUCCGCUCGAGGGUCGCAGCACGUCGAGGCACAGGCACGGUACAGGACUGAGGAUUUCGCACGGGCGGCGGCGUUGUACAAGCAGCUGGCCGCGAACCCAGGCGAGGAUGCAGAGGCCGAUCUGCGCAUCAAUACUGGCGCGGUAGAUGCGCAACUGGAAUGGUCUGGUCGUGGGAACCGGGUGCAGAACAAGAAGCCGGGCAGAGAAGAUCUGGAGGCCUUUGAGACGGCGUACAAUGCGGCAUGUGGCAGUAUCGCACGGGGUGGACUUGGGCAAGGCGAAGUACUGCUGAAGCGGGCGAAGGGCCUUUGCAGUGCUUUGGAAGAUCUGAGCGAGGAAGAGAAGCAGGCUGAGCUUGUCCCGAUUACUGUACAGCAGGUGUAUGUGCUGUCUAAGCUGGGCAGAGAAAGUGAGGCCGAAGCGCUUGCACAAGAGAUUGAUGCCAAAGCCAUUUCAGACUUGAGCACGAGACAUAUCGCGCAAGUCAACGAUGCCGCUGCAAGACCGACGCAGAAUCAAUUCCUGGCGCAGAGACUGGUCACGAAGGACUUGGAGUCGCUUAAGCCUGACUACCCCUUCGAAUUCCAGUCCGCGAUACUGAAGCGAAACAAGUACGCCUCAGAGCUACAGUCUCUGAAAUAUGCUGGAACUGCUUCCUCAACGGCAUUAAGCCUGGCUUACCCACUCAUGCCAAACACGGAUGCUUUCCACAACUCACUAUCUGCCAUCAACGCAGCUGCACACGCCAAGGGCCAAACAGGCAAGGAAGCCUUGAAACUCAUUCUGACCGUACUCGAAAGGCGUCCGAAUGAUGUCGGCCUACUCCUGACGAUCGCUCAGCUUUACGUGCUUACCGGAAACUCGGCCUCUGCCAUCAGCUUGCUGGAAGGGUUCUUUGCAAGGCUUGAGCAGUCGAGCAAGUCCGACGAACAGGAUGUACGUUUUGCGCCAGGUCUCGUCGGUGCGAUGGUAAGUCUAUACGAUCAGCAAGGGCGCAAAGGCAACUCUCGAACCGAGCUCGCGAAAGCAGUGACGCACUGGCGCAGAAAGACGAAAGAACCACCUGCUGGUUGGGUGCAUCUCUACAAAGCUGCUGGCAGUGCACUGCUCGAGUCCCAAGAUCCAGAGCACCUACAGCUAGCGCGCGAAGCGUUUGAAGAGCUCCACGGUCUCGACAAGAACGAUCGCUAUGCUGCAGCAGGCCUGCUUGCCGCCUCGCCCGAGACGACAUCCAAGGAUCAGCUUGCAUCACUAACACCCAUCGACCGCCUUAUUGGUGGCAUCGAUGUGGAUGCUCUGGAAAGUGCAGGCAUUGCUCUUCCGCCAUCAGCUGCGACUACAACGACCUCGCGAAAGCGACCAGCAGAGGACACCAAACCCAAGAAAGCGAAGAAGAUCCGCCCCAGCCGUAUGCCCAAGGACUUUGUUCCAAACAAGAAGCCAGAUCCCGAGCGAUGGCUUCCUCUCAAAGACCGCAGCACCUAUCGACCAAAGGGCAAGAAAGCCAAAGCGCGACAAGCGCUAUACAGUCAAGGAGCUGUGGCGAAUGAGAGCGAAUCUAGCAGGCCUGCGACACCUGGAGGUGAGGUGGUCAAGCAGAAACAGCAGCCGGGAGGCGGAGGUGCCAACAAGAAGAAGAAAGGCAAGGGCGGAAAGUGGUAA
Messenger RNA from Fulvia fulva, 1944 nucleotides. Its product is annotated as Signal recognition particle subunit SRP72. Gene Ontology annotation, cellular component: signal recognition particle, endoplasmic reticulum targeting. Gene Ontology annotation, molecular function: 7S RNA binding; ribosome binding; protein binding. The record is from RefSeq and is a predicted model, not a curated record. Gene Ontology annotation, biological process: SRP-dependent cotranslational protein targeting to membrane. The coding region runs from base 1 to 1944 and encodes 647 amino acids. The transcript has a single exon. Lineage: Eukaryota; Fungi; Ascomycota; Dothideomycetes; Mycosphaerellales; Mycosphaerellaceae.